This is a messenger RNA of Daucus carota subsp. sativus, 926 nucleotides long. RefSeq names its product aquaporin TIP1-2. Gene Ontology annotation, biological process: transmembrane transport; water transport. The coding region runs from base 102 to 860 and encodes 252 amino acids. Gene Ontology annotation, molecular function: water channel activity. The record is from RefSeq and is a predicted model, not a curated record. Gene Ontology annotation, cellular component: membrane. NCBI's taxonomy places the organism in Eukaryota, Viridiplantae, Streptophyta, Magnoliopsida, Apiales, Apiaceae. The transcript is spliced from 3 exons.
AAACUUUACUAGUUGAAGCUCUCUAUUUAGCUUGAAGCAGCAAAGAAAAAAGGUGAAAAAGAAACCCUUAGUAUUAUUAUUACCGAUCACUUAAUCAGGAAAUGCCGAUGAACAGAAUUGCCGUUGGCACACCAGGAGAAGCUAGCCAUCCUGAUGUACUCAAAGCCGGGCUUGCAGAGUUUUUUUCCAUGAUCAUUUUUGUUUUUGCUGGCCAAGGCUCUGGCAUGGCUUUCAGUAAGAUUACAAAUGAUGGUUCAAGUAGUCCAUCUGGCCUUAUAGCUGCUGCAUUAUCUCAUGGCUUCGCUCUCAUGGUCGCUGUCUCAGUCGGUGCUAAUAUUUCUGGAGGCCAUGUAAAUCCUGCAGUCACAUUUGGCGCCUUCGUAGGUGGAAACAUAACAUUGCUGAGAGCUAUUAUCUAUUGGAUUGGUCAAUUAUUAGGCGCAGUUGUCGCCUGCUUGCUCCUCAGUUCUGCCACUGGUGGAAUGGAAACAUCAGCAUUCGCGCUUUCAUCAGGCGUAUCUGUCUGGAAUGCAGUGAUCUUCGAGAUUGUGAUGACCUUUGGGCUGGUGUACACAGUUUACGCGACUGCAGUGGAUCCAAGGAAGGGAAACAUAGGGACUAUUGCACCUCUUGCUAUAGGUUUCAUCGUGGCGGCCAACAUUUUGGUUGGCGGUGCUUUCGAUGGUGCAUCCAUGAACCCUGCGGUCUGCUUCGGACCAGCUGUGGUUAGUUGGACAUGGAACCAUCAUUGGGUGUAUUGGAUCGGACCAUUCAUAGGUGCUGCAAUUGCUGCCAUUAUCUAUGAUAAUAUCUUCAUGGAUGAAAAUGCACACGAGCAGCUUCCUGUUACUGAUUUUUAGAAACGUGUCUUUUGUUAGUGAUUCAACAAGAUCACUUUAAAAUCUGAAUAAAUUUUGUUAAACUUA